Messenger RNA from Cylindrotheca closterium, 336 nucleotides. The record is from the annotation of a GenBank genome assembly. Lineage: Eukaryota; Bacillariophyta; Bacillariophyceae; Bacillariales; Bacillariaceae.
AUGCCACCACAGGCUAGAUUCGAGGGCGUCGUCGAAGAGGAACCAUCACCCUUGUCCGAACGAACAAAUCCUUCGAUUCGCAAGGUUCCUGCCAGGUUUCUGCUCGUAGAAGACCCUAUGAAAGCCCCCAUGAAUCCCGAAGAAGUUCAUCUAAUGAGGAGGGGUGAACGAAUGAUGAAGCAACCAAAGAACCAAACUAAGGAUUCUCCUAUCAAUUUCCGUGGCCAAGCGAAAUCCUUCAAAGACCAGAAGAAAAAGAAGAAAUUCACGAACAACUUCUUUCAAAACAUCGGAAAGUCAGGUUUUCGCAUACUUCCAAUACCCAAGAAGGAGUGA